UAACAGGGACUAUUUUCGCCGACAAAAAAUUUGUUAAUAAAAUUUUGUUUUUCUUUUGUUAAAAAGUUUCUUUUUUUCAAAAAAUAUGUUUUGAAUUUAAAAGAAAAAAUUCUUAUUCUCUAGUGAAAUAGAAUAAUAUAGUAGAAUAUAUCAUAAAGUUUACUUUUGUAAAUAUACUGAUCAACAUAACCAAAAAAAAUUCAAAAAUUAAUUAAAAUUUUUUUUAAAAAUGAAUAUGCCAUCGCUAAUUAGUGAUUUAAAAAUGCCAAAAAUUCUAUGGCAUCAAACUGAUUAUUAUGUUAAUUUACAUAUACAAUUAGUUGAUGUGGAUAAAUAUUAUUUACGUGUUGACAGAGAUCAGUUACUUUUCAGUACAAUUGUAAACGAUGAGAAAUAUUAUAUUACAUUAAAUCUAUUUGGAGCAGUUGUACCUGAGGAGACUAUAACUACAAAAACAGGAAGGGAAGUGAGAAUAAAAAUUGUUAAAGGUUACACAGGAACUGAUUGGCUGAGAUUACAAAGUGAACCAGAAAAAAAUCCCAUGAUUCUUCUUGAUCCUGAUCGAAUUAUUAAGCAUGAGAAAAAAAGAAUCCAACAUCCAGUUACUUGGGAAGCAGGAAAAUUAGUAGAAGAAUAUAAAAGACUAAACAACGUUCAAUAUAUACGUCCUGAUGAGCCAAGUUCCGAUGAAGGAGGAGAAUCAGAAGACGAGAUAUUCGAUUCAUAUUUCGAUUAAAUUAAUUAGUUAUUUCAUACAAUUGCAAUUAAAUAAGCCGGAAUUAUGUACCUCUAUUUUUUUUACAAUUUACCACUCAUAUCUAUAAUGUAUUAUACAAAAUGUUUAUAUUAAAUAUAAUUGGUUAUAGAAAAAAAACAAAGAAAUCGUGUUAAAAAAGAGUAUAUAUAUUUAAUUAAAUACACGUUAGAAAUUUAAUUGAUUAAAAGAAAAUUGUAAUAGAAUUUCUAGUCAAUUCAAUUUUUACAAUUUUUGCACAUUGGCAAAAAAGAAAUGAAUUAUUAACAAAAGUGAUUUAAAUUGUCAAUAUAAAGACAUGUCAAGUGUCAUUUUAAUUCUUGAAAAACAAUUUUAUUUUUUCAAUUUUUUUUAUUCAAUUUCUUUAUUUGAAUCAUUAUUUUUAAAAUAAUAAAUUUAAAAUUAUUAGAAUUUUAAUAUUAAUUUUCCGUAAUAUUAAAAAUUGAAUAAUAUUAAUUUAAUAUUUUUCUUCUAAUUUUAUGUUAAAUUAUUUUAUUUUGUAAUUUCAGUAAGUAUUAAUGACACCGCUUAUUUCAGACACGUCUUUAAGUAGACCAGAAUCUCGAUUAAUAAAACAUUAAAGUAAUAAUACUUAAAAUAAUAAAUUAAUUAAAAUUUAAUAUUUUAAAUAUUUUUUUUACAUUUCUCUUUUUCAGAUUUAAUCGAGACUCUAAUUAAUAAACAGUGUAAUAGUCAGGCUGAUUUCGUGGAUAUACUAAAAAAAAAAAAAAAAAAAAAUUUGUAAAUAAACUGUUGUUAUGUACGAGACAAUUGUGCAUAAAUUAUUUCGAGUUUAUUUUUUGGCUAAGACUUAAUAUUUAAAAGAUAUAUUAAAAAAUACUUCAACUAAAUAAUUUAGAAUUUAGUUUUCCAGUGUAAAACUCAUUGAGUAAAUUAUUAUCAAUAAUAAUUACAUAUUAUAUUUGUUCAUGACUUUUGUAAUUCUUUUACAUUAAUUAUUAAAAUAAAAAUUAUCAGAAUCUUAA
This is a messenger RNA of Leptopilina boulardi, 1740 nucleotides long. RefSeq lists its product as uncharacterized. The record is from RefSeq and is a predicted model, not a curated record. Gene Ontology annotation, biological process: germ-line stem cell division; transposable element silencing. The coding region runs from base 230 to 736 and encodes 168 amino acids. The transcript is spliced from 3 exons. NCBI's taxonomy places the organism in Eukaryota, Metazoa, Arthropoda, Insecta, Hymenoptera, Figitidae.